This is a messenger RNA of Colletotrichum truncatum, 1308 nucleotides long. RefSeq names its product inosine-uridine preferring nucleoside hydrolase. NCBI's taxonomy places the organism in Eukaryota, Fungi, Ascomycota, Sordariomycetes, Glomerellales, Glomerellaceae. Gene Ontology annotation, biological process: purine nucleoside catabolic process. Gene Ontology annotation, cellular component: cytosol. Gene Ontology annotation, molecular function: purine nucleosidase activity. The record is from RefSeq and is a predicted model, not a curated record.
AUGGCUCCCAAGAACCGUGUCAUCAUUGACACUGACCCAGGCAUUGACGAUGUUCUUGCCAUGCUUUUGGCCCUCUCGGCCUCCCCUGAGGAGCUGGAGGUCAUGAUGAUUUCCGUCACAUACGGCAAUGUGCCCCUGCAGAGCUGUCUGCGGAACGCCGUUGCUCUAUUCCACGUUUUGGAGAAGGAGUUGGCCUGGCGUAAGGCGAACGGCAAGCCCGAGGGCUUCGAGACAAUGAAGACUUACAAGCCUAUUGUCGCCGUCGGUGCGGAGCAUCCCCUUGAGGACGACGAGCUUGCUGCCGAUUACUUCCACGGACUUGAUGGCUUACACGGCGUGCACGAGAGACACCCUCACCUUUCCCCUGAUGAGAGGUGGAAGUCGCUUUUCCACACGGAGAAGGACGUUGACCACGACCCGUCCCCAUUCAACCAAUACUUCACGCCCGCCAAGCAGGUUGCACACAAGGAGAUUCUGCGCAUCCUCCGGGAGAACCCCCCAAACACCAUUUCCAUUUGCGUCGUCGGGCCUAUGACGAACGUCGCACUCGCCGCCGCCGAGGACCCCGAGACCUUCCUCCGCGUCAAGGAGCUGUGCGUCAUGGGCGGUGCAGUCCACGUCGAGGGUAACAUCACCCCCGUCGGCGAAUUCAACACCUUUGCCGACACGGUUGCGGCGGCUAGAGUCUUUGCUCUGACCUCCCCCAACCCUCGGUCGACCAUGCCUCCCAUCUCGGACAAGAAGUCUUCUCUCCCGCCUUACCCGGCCAAGCUCUCCAAGCCUCUGAAGCUGACGCUCUUCCCUCUCGACAUCACCACGCCCCAUCUCCUCAUGAAGAACUACUUCACGGAGCGCAUCAAGCCCAUCGUGGAGUCCGGCAGCCCUCUUGGCCAGUGGGUUGACCACUUCAUGUCCAAGACCUUUGAGAAGAUCGAUUCCAUGGAAGGAAACGGCCAGGAGCCCGGUCUCUCUCUGCAUGACCCACUGACCAUCUGGUACCUGCUGACGCAGUCCGACCCCAAGUGGAAGCCUGUCGCGAAGCCCGAGGACAUUCGCAUCGAGACCUCUGGCCAGUGGACGCGCGGAAUGCACGUCAUUGACCGCAGAAUCAGGGCCAAGUACACCGAGGCGGCCCUUGAGACCAGCGAGAACAGCGGCGACGGCGUCGACGUCUUGACUCUGGCCGAGGUGCCCGGUGACACUGGCGGCUGGCUCAGCUACAGCAGAGGCAACAGGAUCAACAGGAUGGUCGAGUCCCCCGGCGAGGAGGCUUGCGCGCAUGAUCUGAUGAAGAGAAUCUUUGGUUGA